AAGAGUUAAAUUCCAUGGCUAAUCGCAAAUUCAAGUUUUUAGUCUCCAUGCAGCAAUAUAACAAAUUUAGUAAUGAAGAAAAAGAAAAUGUGGAGUUCUUGUUACGUGUAUACCCAAACCUUCUGAUCGCUUACCUCGAAGAAGUGCCAUCUGAAAAUGAAGGAGAAUCAAAAAUAUUCUCAGUGUUAAUCGAUGGCCAUUGUGAAGUUCUACCUGAUGGCCAACGCAAACCAAAAUACCGGAUUCAACUUCCUGGUAAUCCAAUACUUGGAGAUGGUAAAUCAGAUAAUCAAAACCAUUCUAUCAUCUUUUGUCGUGGUGAAUAUCUUCAAUUGGUGGAUGCGAAUCAAGAUAAUUACCUUGAAGAAUGCCUUAAAAUUCGGAAUAUUCUUGGAGAAUUUGAACAAUAUAACAUGCCAACUACUUCACCAUAUUUGCCUGCUGCUGAGAUUUCCGAUAAAGAUCCCGUAGCUAUUGUUGGUGCUCGUGAAUAUAUCUUUUCAGAGAAUUAUGGUAUACUUGGUGAUGUUGCAGCUGGUAAAGAAUGGACCUUUAGUGCUCUAACUCAACGCAUAACUGCAAGUGUAGGUGGUAGAUUGCAUUAUGGUCAUCCAGAUUUCUUGAAUUUUAUAUUCAUGACGACUCGUGGUG
This is a messenger RNA of Racocetra persica, 651 nucleotides long. The record is from the annotation of a GenBank genome assembly. Lineage: Eukaryota; Fungi; Glomeromycota; Glomeromycetes; Diversisporales; Gigasporaceae.